AUGAUGCGAAGCCAUUUGGGAGGCGCUACCGCUGGAACAUUUUUGCUGUGCUUUGUUGCCCUAACACAGACACCAGUACACUGCUACGAACCUACGCUGCCGGACUUCCUGAAGGCAGCAUCAGAGGAUGCACGAGAAGAAUACUACAGCCUUUUCAAGCGGCAAGAUGAGCUAACAAAGAAUCAGCUUAACGAGUUACUCAAGGAAUGGUCCCGGAAACAAGGACCCCAAGUUGAGGUGCUUAUGUUUAUCCCUCAAAUACAAAACUUAGAAGUGCGGCAAUACAUCUGA
Messenger RNA from Gongylonema pulchrum, 291 nucleotides. Lineage: Eukaryota; Metazoa; Nematoda; Chromadorea; Rhabditida; Gongylonematidae. The record is from the annotation of a GenBank genome assembly.